Apis dorsata (giant honeybee) is the source of this 1034-nucleotide messenger RNA. Its product is annotated as leukocyte surface antigen CD53-like. The transcript has 6 exons. Bases 1 to 846 code for a protein of 281 amino acids. Gene Ontology annotation, cellular component: membrane. The record is from RefSeq and is a predicted model, not a curated record. NCBI's taxonomy places the organism in Eukaryota, Metazoa, Arthropoda, Insecta, Hymenoptera, Apidae.
AUGAACUGGAAUAAAUUUUUUUCCCGUACAUCAGACCAGAGAAAUAAUGAAAAUGAAAAUGAAACAGAAACGGAUGAUGAUAAGGACGUCACUGAUAGUAAUGUAACUGGAUCUACCGAUAAAUAUUCACAUUUUCUAGGAACACAUUUUCAAAAAUUUUCGCAUAAUGGCUUAUUGCAACGAUUUAUUCAAGUGACUUUUUUGAUAAUUAAUAUUGUAACAUUUCUUGCAGGUAUUGUUGGCAUUGUAACCUCUACAUGGAUUUUCACAGAUAGUAGAAUAAUGUUAAGAUUGAUAGAUCAACACUUUUUUAUUACAAUAUUAUUAUUUAUAAGUUUAAUUGCUUCAUUAGUAUCAUUAUUGGGAAUUCUUGGUUUACUUCGAAGAAGAAGAAAAUUUUUGAACAUUUAUGGUAUUUGUUAUUCGAUAUUUCUAUGCAUUAUAUUUAUCAGCGCCAUAAUGAGUUUUUGGAUUUUCGAAAAAAUUACCAAAAGAAUUCAGGACGACAUGAGCGCCGCCAUCGAAAACUAUCAUUCCUCAUCCUUGAGUAGAGAAGCUUGGGACAAUACCCACAGAUAUUUAAAGUGUUGUGGAAUAAAAUCCGCAAAGGACUGGACCAAAUAUCGUGUUGAUAUUCCGAAGAGUUGUUGUCUUGGAUCUAUCGAAGAAUGUUUACAAAUGACGGAAGCGGUAUCUUAUAAAUCAGGAUGCCUGAAAAACGCUGUGUUAUUACUCAAGUCUCAUAUGCACACGAUUAGUAUGUCCGUGCUGUUGAUUUUUAUAACUACAUUAAUGAGUUUUCUUCUCGCGCUCUGUAUACUUGCUAAAAUGAAGAAAGAAGACUGAAGUUCUAAAUCAAAAACAUCAGAACACACGCAAAACUAUAUUUUAUUCGGAAUGAGACGAAGGUGAACGAGGAUCAAUGUACUGUAGAUGAGAGAAUAACAAACUAUAAAACGUUUUCCCGCUUUUAUUAUCAUAUAUAGAUCAUAUAUUUUCUGAAAACACUUAAUAUAUUGUACUUAUGAUAGUAA